UGCGGGUAGAUACGGGCCCGCGGCGGUCGUUCGGCGCAGUCGGGUCGCGGGGCGAGCGGGGGGCGCUGCGCGAGCGCCGUCUAAGCCGCGGGCCAACGGGGGAGGCGGCGGUGCGGGACGCGCGUCCCCACGGGCGGCGACAUGGGGCGCUACUCGGGCAAGACGUGCCGCCUGCUCUUCAUGCUGGUGCUCACCGUGGCCUUCUUCGUGGCCGAGCUGGUGUCGGGCUACGUGGGCAACUCCAUCGCGCUGCUGUCCGACUCGUUCAACAUGCUGUCCGACCUGAUCUCGCUGUGCGUGGGGCUGGGCGCGGGCUACGUGGCCCGGCGGCCCGCGGGGGGCGGCGGCGCCUCGUACGGCUACGCGCGCGCCGAGGUGGUGGGCGCGCUGAGCAACGCCGUGUUCCUGGCCGCGCUCUGCUUCACCAUCUUCGUGGAGGCCGUGCUGCGCCUGGUGCGGCCCGAGCGCAUCGACGACCCCGAGCUGGUGCUCAUCGUGGGCGCGCUGGGGCUGGCGGUCAACGUGCUGGGGCUGCUCAUCUUCCAGGACUGCGGCGCCUGCCUCGCCAGCUGCGCCCCGCGCCGCCGCCGCCGCCCGCGCCGCGCGCUCGGGGACCCCUCGGGGGCGCGCGCCGCCGGGAAGGACGAGCAGGGGGCGACGGUGUUCGCCAACGUAGCAGGUGACUCCCUGAACACCCAGAGUGAGCCAGAAGAGACGUUGCAAAAGGAGAAAAAGUCGGAUGCCCUGAAUAUCCGAGGGGUGCUUCUGCACGUGAUGGGGGAUGCCCUGGGGUCAGUGGUAGUGGUGGUCACUGCUGUCAUCUUCUACGUGCUGCCUCUGAAGAAAGAGGACCCGUGUAACUGGCAGUGCUACAUCGACCCAAGCCUGACGAUCGUCAUGGUCAUCAUCAUCUUGUCCUCAGCCUUCCCCCUCAUCAAGGAGACGGCUGCAAUCCUGCUGCAGAUGGUCCCCAAAGGUGUCAACAUGGAAGCACUGACGAGCAAGCUCUUGACUGUGCCCGGAGUUAGCAGCAUCCAUGAAAUGCACAUCUGGGAACUGAUCGGUGGCAAGAUCAUUGCUACUCUGCACAUCAAGUACCACAAGGACAGGGGCUAUCAGGACGCCAGUAAGAAAAUUCGAGAAAUCUUCCACCAGGCGGGAAUCCACAAUGUGACCAUCCAGUUUGAACAGGUGGACGGGAAGGAGCCAUCGGAACGGGACUCACAGGCCCUCUGCAGCUCGCCCUGCAUCUCGGGGGCCUGCAGGAAGCAUCUAUGCUGUCCACCCAGGGCUCUGCCUCUGACCCAUGUCAAUGGCUGUGCCGAGCACAAUGGCUGUCCCCGGCUGAGCCCCUACCCUGAUGCUUGCCUUGGGAAUCGAGAAGCCACGGAAGUGGCCAUUGAUGUGGAUGGCGUGAGUGAUGGUAAACAGGCAGUUACAAAAACUCAGGAGGACCAGAAUUAUGUCAACAGCACCUAUUUCUAAACUGGGCCACGUAGGCAGACUGUAUAGACAGGCCCUUUGCAAAGGGCUGCUGAGGUGCAAGCACCGACCCCAGCCACACUGUGCAUGCUCUGUGUUCAGUGAGGGGCCGGCUGGGUGCGAUGCAGAGCGGCCGUGGCAAUCCUGAUGUGAAUAAGCCUCCCGCACCAGCCUGGCAGUUUCAAGCUGCUCUCCAUCACUUUUGCUUGGAACGGUCGUCUUCCGAGUGUGCUAAUCUCUUUAUCAGGGACCCAUGGCUGUGACCGCAGCGCUCACAGUAGUUAUGUUUGAAACUGAUUAAAACUGCUUAGUUGGCUGCCAGGUGAGGACGCUCACAGGCUGAUGCACUGCAGCUGUUUCUUCAGAAUCAGAAAGACAAUUGCUCUUUCUCCCCCGGAAUUCUGGAGGAUCAUCCAUGAGGAACUUCAGGGAGCCCUGUCACCACAGAACUGUCAUAUUUGAGUUGUUUUGGAAUAAAUGUAAAAACGAAUUAUCUAAAGAGGUACAAACGGUUCGGAGAAUGUCAGUGGAAGGAGAUUUGAGUGUGGGGGAAGAGGGUAGGAAGAAAAUGUUUUGGUGUUAACAAUUUAUUUGCUGAGGUGGAGAAAAAACGAGCAUGCACUUCCAGAUGUGGCCAUAACAAUGAGUUUUAGAGUGUUUAGACGUUUAAAUAUAUGAAAUGCAUCUCCCUCCCACUUGAAAGUGAGGCUGUUUCUGCUCCCUUGCCCAGACCACACAUACUCUGAUAUUGCCUGUAGGCACAGCUCAUAUGGGACUGUUCUCCUACAUCGCUUCCUCCAUUACGAUUGUCCAAAUUUCCUUUGAGUCUUUCUUUAUGUGACCAUGUGGAUCUAAGGGGGAUUUUACUAGGAAAAAAAAUGAAUAUUCCUGGGGGAGAAUAAGGUAUUAGUUGAGUAUUAAUUCCUGCCAGCUCUUUCAUUAGACAUUUUGAAGUAUUUAUUAUAGUUGCCAACUGGUCUGUUGAUGGAGGAAGCUUUGUUCAAGUGAGGAAUGAGAAUGAGUUUAAUUGCUCCCUUGAAUGUCUUGGGGGCACUUUCUUCUUCUGUCUUUGACUCUCAAUUAUCAUCAAGUUCAAAUAAAUUGAUGUCUAAUUUGAAGCCAUCAUCAAUCUGUAUGGGUAUUGGAGAAGCAUCGAUGCAUGAAAUGAAUUGAUCAGGCAGCAGUCUGCCAAUCCAAACGGUCCCAAAUAGGGAUGAAAAUGGGCCCUAGAACUCACCCUAGAACUGGAAUCUUCUUUGCUGGGUUGUAGAAUUGACUGAAAAAAGUUCCUCUCUUCAAUUCUGGGCACUGAGUGGGUCCAUACACCAUAAUCAGAAGUGCUGGGUUAGUCAUGGGAAAAAGCUCUCACCGUUUUUUUUUUUUUUUUUUUUUUGGGUCACACCUGGCGAUGUACAGGAGUAUUUCUUGUCUUUGCACUCAGGAAUUACCCAUGGCUGUGCUCAGGGGACCAUAUGGGAUGCUGGGAAUCAAACCUGGGUCGGACGCAUGCAAGGCAAACGCCCUACCCACUGUGCUAUUGCUCCAGCCCCUCUCACAGUUUUUUUUCUGCAUGAGAAAUGUGUCCAUUUGAAAUUCUAUGGCUUCAAUAAGUCACUGUGAUUGGUAGGGCAGGAAUUGUUUUGUGUGUGUUCAGGAUUAUCAUCUGAAUUUAUAUUGGCCAUUAUUUAGGCUAACAGAAAAAUCCCUAAAUAAAUUUUUAUUGCUGGGAUGCUGGGAUCUUGAGUUAGUUCUAGAUACAUCAUAACCAAAAGGAGGUAAAAUAUAAGUCAACAUUUUAAUAUCUGUUAUUAGAAACCUAAAAGGGAACUCUCACAAAACAGAGGAUUUCUCUAUGAAGUGCACCAAAUGGACUAAAUCCCCAUAAAUGGGACCCAUGAAGCCUUGAGCAGAGCCAAAGAGAGAUUUGUUUCUCACUUUCAAACAGAAACGGCAAAUUUGAUUUUAUAUCAUGCUGCUUUUAUUGACGGCGAAAACAGCAAUUUUACAGUUUUUGUGCAGUUGGCUAAAGGAAUGCAUGUUAGUUUACAUCCGAAUAAUGCCUUUAAUCUCCACAGUAUUUUCCUGGAAAGGAAAGGGCGCUUAAUUCCAAUAUAAUUAAAUCUAGCCUUGGAAAAGCAUCUUCACAGGACCUUUUAUGAACAUAAAAAAUUCUGAAGUAGAGUUCAUAGGAAAUCUUACCUUUCAAAGGCACUUAUUCCGAGAGUUCUUAAUAAUGUCUCAACAGUGGAUAAAGUGCAAUACUUUUGCUUUAAUUUGGGGCUGCUGUCCCUUCCGAAGCCUGAAGGAAUGUGAUUUCACUGCUGUCUACUCUCUUUUGUGGUGCACUUUGGGUCCCCCUUGAGGAAAUAAGAGUUUCUCUUUUUGUUCUUUGAGUCAUGACUCUGCUGGUAUUUGGUGCUUGUGAGCUGUAGAUUUAACUGUCAUUCUUUUGUGAUUUUGGGCACACACCUAGCUAUAUUCAGUGCCCACUCCUGGCUCUGUGCUCAGGGAUUCGCUCUUGGUGGUGUUUAGGGGACAUUAUGGGGUGCCAGGGAUCAAACCCAGCUCAGCUGCACGCAACUGACCAUCUGUCCUCUAUCUCUGGCCCCUGAACUGUUGACUUAAGCAGAUCUUGGUCUCUGAGAUUUAAAACAUUCUGCCCCUUAAUUCGGGUUCCUGUGUGCUUAGAACAUUCCCGAGAAUUUCCUCAACUUUUCCCCCUCAGUCUGGGGUUUCUUUGUCCAUUUACAUUUUUUAUCAAUAGUUUGUUUUAUUAAGAUAACAGUAACAUAUGCCUCCUCCUUUUUAGAAAGAACAGAAAAUAACUGUUCAGAGUCGCAGGUUUCUCGUGUGUGUGGUGGACAGCUGUUGUGUGGACUAAGCUGGCCGCCAUGGAGCAGCCACGUCCUCUGCCGUGUUCUGCAGCGCCACCUCCAGGGAGCACGAGGCGCCUGCUGUGGCCCAGCUUCCAACUCUGCUUUGGGAAAACAGAAAUAGUGACUUUUUUCAUGCUAUACAGCCAGCAGCCUUCACAGUGAACAGGAAGACAUGUAUUGGUUGUCCUUCUAUUUCUUUAUCAACAAAACUGGCAGAUACCAUUUUAUGGAGAAUUUUUAAAACUCUCUAUACAUAGUUACUCAUUAUUAUUUUGCUCUCAGCUGGCCAGAUGCUGGUGUGGGCCAUCCUAUUUGAAAUAAUUUUUAUUUUUGGCUUUUUGGGACACACCCAGUGAUGCUCAGGAAUUAUUCCUGGUGGUGCUUGGGGGACCAUAAGGGAUGCCGGAAAUUGAACCCGGGUUGGCCAUUUACAAGGCAAAUUCUGUACUGUCGCUCUGGUCCUUUGAAAUAAUUUCUCAAAAAAUUCUCCAUAAGUAGUUACUAUUAUUUUUUUUUUUGCUUUCAGCUGACCAGAUGCUAGUGGGGGGGGCAGCCUGAACCACCAAAGUCCAAGAGAAAUGGGUACUUUAAGAGGUAGAUGGAAUAAAAAAAGGCAAAUGCUUUGUGAGCUAGUAGAAGUCUUUAUUAUGAAUUUUCGAAUCUUGAGAUUGAAUAUUUCAAAUGGGAUUAUUUUUUAGCUUUGGGGGUGCUCUUUUGUACCUUGCCCUGGUCUCUACCCACCAAAUUCCAUGGUUAUCCCCACAAAUAAUACUAGAAAUGUCCUCAGAGUUGUCCCCUAGGGGACCAGUUGCCCCAGUUCUGAAUUGCUGGCUUCACCCAGGCCUGGCAGAGGAAGCUGAGAUCUGCCCUUCCCAACACAAUGAUCCUUACAGUGGAAUCGUCCAAUCCCACAGAAUUCAGCCCUAAAUGUAUUUAAGGGGUGAGAUUGACUCUCUACAAAUUGCAAUGAUCUCUACACUAGAAAUGUGAAUAUUUAUUCAUUUUAAUUUUAAUUUUUGGGGGCCACACCCACUGGUGUUCAGGGCUUCCUUCUGGCUCUGUCAUUCCUGGUAGUCGAGCCAUUUGUGGUGCCAGGAACAAGCCAGGGUCAGCUGCAUGCUAGGCAAGCACCUUAACCCCUGUACUAUAACUCUGUUCCUCAAAUUUAAACAUUUAAAGCAAAAUAGUUGGGGUGGGAUGGUGGGAAGGUAUUGUCCUUACAAAUCUGAUUCCCCUGAUGGGUCAUUCUGAUAGUGAAGGAAAUAAAGAAAAAAAACUAGCAUUUUCUUUCACUGUUCUGGGAUGAAGAAUUCAAUUCUUCAAUUCACGAAUACCCUUAGUAUUAUGAAGCCACUGUGGAUACUGGAUAAUAUGGUACCAUGUAAGGUACGUCUCCUUUAGAACCUAAACUGAUGGCUCUUGACCAGUAGCUCAUCUUUUGUAUUAUGGGCAAAUUCAUUGUUAAAAAGUCCUUUUUUUUUAAUGGCCAACUUACUCCUCAGUCAAAUCACACUCAUUUUUCUCAAGAUGUCAAAAUACAUUUAUUUCUCACUUUUAAGUGAUCAUGCAUUUAAGUGCAUCUUCAUACUCUUGCAAUGAAAGCCUGCCAAAAAAGAAAAAAGACCUGCAUAGAUGAGGGGACACAUCAGCUGGUUAGGGUUUGAGUGGAGCUGGAGUAAGGGCCAGCAAGUGUCUGCCUGACCCUCAGCUAUCCUUCACCAGGUCAUCUGUCCCCCUGGUGCUUAUCUGCAUAUUUGCAUGACAACCCAGAUUGAUCGCCAUGCUUGGGAAUCAGAAUGAAUCAGAAGCCAGCUGCUUGUGCCCUCUGGUUACUUACCAUUCAUCACUGUCCCUGAAGGCCUUGUCCAUGGAUACGGGGGUCAGCUGAGGCUGGAUGGGCUCCUCUCUCUGCAGGUGUUCCAUUCCGGACUUUCCUGUUUAUGUGACCCUUUCCUGGAAUGUCGCUAGAUGCGUCAGUGGUCUCCUUUUAGUCCCCAACCAGGCCCAAGACCCUGAACCAGCUCAGACUUCUCAUGGACUUUCCCAGGAGAGGGACCUCUUUCCCGAGCUCUGAGGUUAUGUUACAGUGUUGUGGAGUUUUGUUGCUUCAAGUCUUCCUUCUGUCCUCAAUGGGCAGUUUUGUCAAAGUCUGAUCAUCAUUCUGGGGGGUUGUUGAAAUGCUAAGAUGCUGCGUUGAAGGAAUCCAUUCCUAAUUGCAUGUGAGACCCCCGACCCUUCACAAUGUAUGCACUUGUGCACAUAUGUUUGAAAUUGAAAUUUGUUCAGUGGUCCUGUCAAUAAAGUGUU
This is a messenger RNA of Sorex araneus (European shrew), 6665 nucleotides long. RefSeq names its product solute carrier family 30 member 10 (gene SLC30A10). Gene Ontology annotation, molecular function: zinc ion transmembrane transporter activity. NCBI's taxonomy places the organism in Eukaryota, Metazoa, Chordata, Mammalia, Eulipotyphla, Soricidae. The record is from RefSeq and is a predicted model, not a curated record. Gene Ontology annotation, biological process: intracellular zinc ion homeostasis; zinc ion transmembrane transport; manganese ion transport. Gene Ontology annotation, cellular component: membrane. The coding region runs from base 142 to 1485 and encodes 447 amino acids. The transcript has 4 exons.